AUGUCAUUGAAGCAGACUACACAGCUUCUUCGAGGAAUUCGUAAUAUCAGCUCGACGGCAGUUCGUCAUACAUACGAACAGCAGCUUGCCAAGUCUGCCGAGAACGUCAAUGUUCUAUUGGAGAACUCCGACAGACUGUCGUACAUCCUCGCCCAGUAUAUCCCAGAACCAGCUAGGAACGGGUUUCUAGCUAUCAAGGCAUUUGGGCUAGAGGCAAAUAAGAUCACCGAUGGUGGAUCUGCCUCUGGAUCCAGGGCGCUGAAAGCACUGAAUCAGCUUUCAUCCUCUAUGGGCUUAACUACAGCCGACAUGAAGUUCAAGUUCUGGUCAGAUAUGGUUUCGAAAGCAUUCACAGACCAAGGCGAGCUCCAUGAACCUACAGUAUUUCUUUUAAGAGACGCUUUGCGUCUGGGCCUUAAUCUGGACAUUUCAUACUUCCACCAGUACCUUCAGACAAGACGGUACUUUCUUCAAUCGAAACAGUUCAAGAGUGUCGAAGAUAUCUGUUCAUACGGUGAAGGUACUUACUCACAGCUUAAUUAUGCUACACAGGCAUUGCUUCUCCUGCCUCUGAUUUCGCCUUCUGUCAUUCACUUGUUGGAGCUUUCGCCCCAAUUGCAGAAUAAGGUCAGCGACAUUGCAGCUCAUAUUGGCCAGGCCACUGCUGUCAGUUCGAUGAUAUUGGGCUUUGAUUACUAUGCAUCGACUCGUAAUAUUGUCACAAUGCCUGUGGAUCUUAUGACCAAGUUUGAACUUUCUCAGGAAUUGGCGAUUCGUUUAGCCCAGGGUCACAUAAAGGAUGCUACAGAAAAGGAAGAAGCCAUUGAGAAAUUGCAAAAUGUUGUUUUCGAAACUGCGGUGACUGCCAAUGACCACUUGAUUUCAGCUCGUCUGAAACUCACGCAAGUGAGGGAGGAUAUUGCUAAGCUCGUAAAGAGCAAACCACACGAUUCAUUGCUUCAGAGGAACUUCAAAAAGUGGAGAAAAGGUAUUCCAGAUGUUAUUUUCAUCCCAUUCAUGAAUGCUAUUCCUACAUCGCUCUACUUGGAGAAGUUGGAGAAGAAUGACUUUAACAUGUACAGUCCAAAAUUGAAGCAGAAGGAGUGGCGUCUAGGCUGGAGAUCUUUCCGUAACUACUACAAGAGGGUAAUUUAA
This is a messenger RNA of Candidozyma haemuli, 1155 nucleotides long. RefSeq lists its product as uncharacterized. Gene Ontology annotation, biological process: biosynthetic process; mitochondrial respiratory chain complex I assembly. NCBI's taxonomy places the organism in Eukaryota, Fungi, Ascomycota, Pichiomycetes, Serinales, Metschnikowiaceae. The record is from RefSeq and is a predicted model, not a curated record. The transcript has a single exon. Bases 1 to 1155 code for a protein of 384 amino acids. Gene Ontology annotation, cellular component: mitochondrion.